Messenger RNA from Pocillopora verrucosa, 4288 nucleotides. RefSeq names its product NACHT, LRR and PYD domains-containing protein 12-like. NCBI's taxonomy places the organism in Eukaryota, Metazoa, Cnidaria, Anthozoa, Scleractinia, Pocilloporidae. The record is from RefSeq and is a predicted model, not a curated record.
AAUACAGCUUUGUCGAUAUGUUUAUAAGAGCUGUAGGAUGGAACUCCUUUUCUUUUUGAGUUUUCUCGCUCUGCCUGGAAAGAAAUAAAUAGGAAACGUGCAGAGCAUGUAUCAGUUUGUUAUCUAAGGGACAAACUUCCGACUAAACUUACUUUGGCCGGCAUUUUAUGCCAUCUUACACCGAGAGCCUUGUCUUAAUCACUUCCGCAAUACCUACUUCGUCCUUCGCAACAAGCUCAUCAUGGCUUCCGCACUAUUUCCCUCUACCAGAGAAACAACCAAUUAUGCCCGGUUGUGUCGCCUUCUCAUCGAUGUUGGAACAGAAGUUUUGCGAGAGGUAUUUGAUCGAAUUCACCCACCAAUCGACCUGCACAAAGUGUUAGCACAAAGUGGAGUUAAAAGUAAACUGCAGGCACUUUUGAAGAGGAGAAAAUUAAAUCCAUCUCAGUGGAACAUACUUUAUCCCACUUCCACUACUGUUUCGUCUGCGGACUUUGAUGUCACCCUUCUGAUGGUUCUAUUCAGGAACAUCUGCAAUUUGCCCCAACCUGGGACUGGUUGGGAUGAUCUUCCAACCGCAGCAGACACGAGUUUAGAAGCUGACAUUGCUCGCGUCAAGUUCUACAGAAACACAGUCUAUGCACAUGUCAGCAAUGCCUCGAUUGACGAUACAGAGUUCACUCACUACUGGCAAGAGAUCCGAGAAACGCUGGUGCGAUUAGGAGGAGCAGGUUCAAGCUAUGGAGAUACCAUUGAUCGUCUUGCGAAUGAGAGCAUGGACCCCGAAAAGGAGAAAUUUUAUCAGGAGCUUUUGAAAACAUGGUGGAAUGAUGAGUUCAGCCUGAAAGUCAAGCUAGAUGAGAUAGACGAGAAACUAUCGGAUUUUGCCAAUCCUAAAAAGAGAACGCGGUCAGCAGAGCCCUUCGAUCUUAAGCAGUGCCAGAAAGAGCUUCAUUCAUUUUAUCGCACAAUUUGUAAAGUAAAAAUCAUUCCUUGGAAGCCGAAGUCUGCAGUUUGCAUUAAUGAAAUUUACACAAAGUUAUCAUGGCAAAGGGAAGAAAGCAAACCAAGCGAAGAUAGUCAAGAGGAAUUAGAAGACUACACGGACAUGUUUAAGAGUUGUGGGCCUUACGACGAACCAAACCGAAUAUUGGUGUUUGGGCCACCAGGCAUAGGAAAGACUACAUUUGCCAAAAGAGUUGUUUUCGACUGGCUACAUCAAGCAAAGGAAAUCCUCAAAAAGUUUGAACUUGUGCUUUUUAUUAGGCUGCGAGAUGUGUGUGAAUUACAGACUCUGCCAGAUAUUUUGACGGCUGCCAAACUGUUACCAGCUGAUGGCAUGAUUUCAGUCGAGAGCUUGUACGAGUACAUUCAAUGGAACCAAGAAAAAGUUCUUUUGGUCUUGGAUGGCUUUGAUGAGUACUUCUGUGCAGAAUGCUCUCCUGUCCGUAACAUCUGGGAGGGUAGUUUGCUUAGGGGUUGUUCCGUCAUUGUCACAACGCGGUUGGAAGGGGCAGAUGAAUUGACAGAACGCAGUCACGUGGAAUGCCAGAUUAAUGGGUUUGUUAGUGGUAUUCAACUUAGAAAUUUUGCAAGAAAGUUUCUUAAAGAUGAAGAAGUUGUUGCUAAGUUUGAGAAACAUCUGGAGGAGAAAGGCUUAAGAAAAGUUGCAGAAAUACCACUUCUUCUGGUGAUGCUGUGCUUACUUUGGAAGGAAGAAGGCCACAAAGGACACCUCAAAUCACGAGCCAGCAUCUACAUGCAUUUCAUUCAGAUGUUACUGGAUCACAUGACUGCAAAAGAACCACAUGCAAAGAAAUUUCGUAAAGUAGAUGACUACAAAGAAGAUCUCUUGAAACUGGGGAAACUUGCAUUUGACGCCCUUAAACAAGGUUCUCUCUCUAUGUGCUACAGCGAACUACCCGAUGAUAUUUUGACCAAGAAGUUGAUUGAGGUAGGUUUAUUUCAAUCUCUGAAUGUCUCAAGUCUGAAGCCUGAGAAGGAGGUUUUCUUCAUUCAUAAGUCCGUUCAGGAGUUCCUUGCCGCUUGGUACGUCAAGGAAGAACUUGCAUCUUCAAGAAAUAAAAGCCCGACCUGUCUCCCUGAAGAUGAAUCUUCUGAAAAGGUUUUAAAGAUGACUGAAGUAAUCAAAUUUGUCAAUGAAAUGUCUGGAGAAGCCUCAAGUAUUGUCCUUAAGCACCUGGAGACGGUAGCAAAGAGGGAAAGACUCACGGAAAACAUACUCAGCGAGACACCAUCAUUUGAAGACUUGUCAGAGAAACAAAGGCAUUUCCUUGCACUCUGUUCACACAGCUAUUUUUGCCUAUCAGUCGAGAAGAGAAAAGAUCUUUACUGCCUGUAUCUGUCUUGCACUGGAGGUAUUUUACUGAUAGACUCUGAUCAACUCCAUGUUAUUGCCAGCGAGCACUUGCUGAAAUACUCUCAACCACCGAACUACGUAUUUUUCACCGAUAGUAAGCAUCCAAAGGAAAACUAUAGCGACCUGAUCACCGUCCUGGAGGAUGUGAAUGGGACUCUUGUUAGCUCAUCAGGUGAAGUGGAAGCCUCGAUGUUUCUCAGGAAGUAUAAUCCACAGAGAGUGGAACAAUUUUUCCUGAAGAAAGAGAACAAUUCGUUCAUUUACCUUUAUUUUGCUCACAUUUAUAAAAGAUACGAUCACAUUUUUCCAAUCGAAAUGCUCCACGAUGUCACUCGGUCACCUGAAUCCACUCCGACAAAGAAGACCUCUGUCGGUGACCGGCCAAAUGGAUCAAACAACACAGCUUUGCCGUUGACAGAGCACAUUGAAGGCUCACCUGUUCCCCCCCGUCAUUGCCUUUCAUUGACCUCAGAGAUCCAUACUAAGUAUUUGGAAGAGCAAGAAAUGAAGACACUCAUUACGGCCCUUCCGCAUGUGAUUUUUCCCCGAGUCAUGACCAUGUCUGUUCCAGUGGGUAAAUUGUAUGAUGCCCUCAUAUUGGAGAAUCUGCUGUCUCGUCUCAACUUUACAAACAGACUCGACACUUUAGAAUUCUGCCGUUGCAAUAUCACUGCGGGGCCAGCCGCUGCCAUCGCCAGAUCUUUCCACAAAGCACCUAACUUGCGUGAGCUCUACUUGUCGUACAACCCCCUUGGUGACGGAUUGAACACUCUCAUGGAACAUCUCCAUUGUGUUCAGCGGUUAGAAACACUUCGCCUUGGAGGUGUCAAGAUGACUAAGGAGCAAGUGGAGGAUUUGACCAGAGCAGUACGUCAGAGUAACAUCACUAGUCUGGGGUCGUAUUAUCAUGACGAGCAAGGAAAUCCCAAGCCUGAGCACGAGUGGCCAGCAGACGAACUAUGGAAAGGAAAAUGGUGGUACAAAUCAGAGGACGAAGUAGAAAAUGGGACGGAGGGCGCAUUUGAGCCUAAAUCAGAGGAGAGGCUGAAGCCUGGGACAGAGGACGAGUGAGAGCCUGUGACAUUAACAAGAAUCAUUACCUGCUGAAGGCAAAUUGAAUUUGUCGAUUGAUUCCCAAUUCGCACGAAGUAAUCACUAAUAUUAUUAUGGCCUUAGGAGAAUCAUUGUUGCAUAUUGAUUUUAGGUGAUUUUCACAGCAACUGAAUUUUGUUAUUUUGUUUUGUUUUUUAAAUUUUCUUCGCUACCUUUCAAGUACAGUUGGAAAAAUAAUGCUCUAGUAUCAUAAUCACUUCUUUUUUUGGAUGAUUGUUUCAAGGUAUAACGUAAUCUCCCUAUCAAUAAUCUCAGAAAUCACCCGGGCAAUUACACUGGUGAGUGUUAGGUUGAUGACUGUAUCAGAACCCAGUGGAGGGAGGGCCAGGGGUAUACUUAGUAUAGUAGGGAAGAGAAGAGCCUUGAUUUUUAAUUUUCUUCAGGUUAAAGGUUAUUUGGUUUUGGAAAUAUUCGUCUCGCUACCAAAUUGGUGACAGCUACACCGUGAUGAUGAAUUUAUUGAGGAGGAACACCAAUGUUUCCUUGUGAGUUCGCUGAGUUAUUUUAGAUUUUUUUGGAAGUCGAAGUCGGUUUCAAAUGUAAGUUGUUUUGGUCACCAACCUCGUUCUCAGGGAACGGGAACGAGGCUUUUGGUCAUGAGUCGUUGAGGUCGUAAAGACCGGUCUACCUGAACUUGAAACGAAGACAUACAUAAUGUAAGCAAAAACCUAGGUUCAUUUACCGGUGACUUAAAACGUCUAGAUCUUUCUUAAUAGUACAAAGCUUCUUUUAUCUAUGUCUUUUGAUGGGUCGUAAUCAAGUGUCAUUCUUUCUCGUGGAAAACCUGUCUGUACA